AAAGGGGACUUCAGUCUUUGGAAGAAGAAGAUGAAGACAUUACUCGUGCAACAAAAGGUUGCUAAAGCCCUCGAUCCAAGCGUGGGAAAAUCUUGUCUCAUGUUACAAUUUACAUACAACCGAUUUCAGCCGAUUCAUGAUGUGACGAUCGGUGCGGAAUUUGGUUCUCGAAUUGUCAACAUUAAUGGCGGACAUAUCAAACUUCAAAUAUGGGAUACUGCUGGACAAGAAAAAUUCAGAUCAAUUACAAGAUUUUACUAUAGAGGAGCGGCCGCAGCUCUUUUAGUUUAUGAUAUAACUAGGAGAGAGACAUUUGAUAAUUUAGCAAGCUGGCUAGAGGACGUUCGACAGCAAGCAAAUUCGAACAUGACAAUUAUGCUGGUCGGGAACAAAGCAGAUCUCACUCAUCAAAGACUUGUAAGCAAAGAAGAGGGAGAACAAUUUGCCAAACAGAAUGGACUCUUAUUCUUGGAGGCUUCUUCUAAAACAUUUCUAAAUGUCGAGGAUGCAUUUACAAAGACUGCAGCUAAAAUAUUUCAAAAUAUUGAAGAGGGCGUCUUUGAUGCAUUGAGUGAGUCAUGCGGGAUCCAGAUGGGUUACAGACGUCCUCAAGAUCGAUUGAAGGCGAUAGAUACACGACGAGGUGGAUGUUGUCGCAUAUUGUGAAACAAAGAAGGCAGUUGUGUGUAGAAAUUAUUAGUAUAGGAGGAAGAAAAUAUGAAUUUAUUAGUUGAUUUGUUAAUUUUAGUUAAUUAAUUAGGAAUUGAGAUGUCAUUUUAU
This is a messenger RNA of Momordica charantia (bitter melon), 780 nucleotides long. Its product is annotated as ras-related protein RABB1b-like. Gene Ontology annotation, molecular function: GTPase activity; GTP binding. The record is from RefSeq and is a predicted model, not a curated record. NCBI's taxonomy places the organism in Eukaryota, Viridiplantae, Streptophyta, Magnoliopsida, Cucurbitales, Cucurbitaceae.